CUUAUUCUUGAGCAUUAGAGCAUAACUUCGAGUGCUAAUAAUAUCUCAAAUGGUGGCUUAUGCUUGUUAUUGCUUCUUUCUUCUUCUUCUUCUUCUUCUUCCUUUUAUUGCAAUUUGCAUUUUACUUCUUCCGUGUGGCAGAGCUACGCUUCCCAUUGAGUUAGUACUAUUGCUGACAUACCAGGUUAAGGCGCAUAUGCCAGAGGACAAUCCGUGCCAUUCUGACGAUGACCGGGGGGCAUAUACAGCAGACACUGCUAUCUUCUGUCCUUGCCUCAUCGAAUGAACCUGCUCGUGCUCAACACCGAUGUAGACCGUGCGUAUCGCAACCACGACGACCGACCGACCGACCGACCGACCCUCCGUACUACU
This is a messenger RNA of Aspergillus neoniger CBS 115656, 372 nucleotides long. RefSeq lists its product as uncharacterized. The record is from RefSeq and is a predicted model, not a curated record. Bases 50 to 286 code for a protein of 78 amino acids. The transcript has a single exon. Lineage: Eukaryota; Fungi; Ascomycota; Eurotiomycetes; Eurotiales; Aspergillaceae.